ACCAGCCGCGCACGAGUAUAGAACAACAGUCAGCAGUGAGUCUGUUUUGGAGUAAAGUUCUGUGGAGUAGCAUAGUUUUGAAGAAAUAUCAUUAAUCUGGAUUUUAUAUUUUUUUUUUUUAAACAUUUUAUUUUUGUGUAAAUAGUCCUGUUUGUAUCACUCAUUACAGGCAACACCGCGACUAUAGAUCAUUGUUUAUAACCGACAUAAACAUUUGAUAAAUUUGGAGCGUGAAAGAGAACGCCGAAGUGUGACGUCGAUCAGUGAAAGGAAGAAAUAUAUAUACAUAUAUAUAUAAAUAACAGAAAAGAGGGAAGGUGGUGGUGGUUCUUGUUGUUACUGUUUAUACAAAGUGGAGGAUAUAACACUCCUUUUUGUUCUUGUAGUCGUUCCAGGAUACAGGAUGAUUCCGUAAUAUUUAUUUUCCGAUCACGAGCUGAGUAUGAGUCACUGUUUAUUAUUGUUAUUAUAUACAGUAAAAUAAUAAAUAAAAGCAGCGAUGGAAUUUAUUUUUUUACCAACGUCAUUUGUAAAUACAGUAAUAUAUCGCACUGUACGUAUGGUAAAUAAAAUCCAUUUAUCACGUGUAAAGUAUCAACGAUAAUUUCAUCACUUUAACAAUUGGAUUUAAAGUUAAGUGAAGUUAAUGUACGACGAUAAAAAAUCGAGGAUUUAUUUUUUUAUCCUAAAAUAAUAAAUCAGGUUUCCUAUUAUUAUUUUUUAUAAUUUUACUGACAAUAAAUUUUUUUUGUGAAAUUCAUUUCCUGUUAAUUUACUGUUUAUUGUAAUAAUACAGUGACGCUUUUACAAUAGCAAAUAAUAAACGAACCAAAUCAAAUGGAAUUUUUAUAUUUUAAAUAAUAAUAUAAUUGUGUGAGAACAGCUGUGUUUAUUCAACAUUAACUGCUUUAUUGCUCAAUUUAUUUAAUAAUAAUAUUUCAAAAAUAUUAAUAUAAAAAAAAAAUAAUUAAAUAAUAAUAAUAGAGUAAUUACUAAAUAAUUCAGUAAUGUGACUAACAAUAAAUAGAUCUGUGUUAUAAUAAUCAAUAAAUAACUUGCGUGUCACCACCUACGUAAAAAUAUCAGUAUAAUUUAUUCAAAAGGAAUUUUUUUUUAUUCGACGAAAAAAAUAAAACAAUGUAGACAUUUACUAAAAUAAAUUAAAACAAUUCGAAUAUAAAAAAAAUAAAUAAAUAGUGAAAUUUAUCAUAAGUGUUAUUGAACAGAUAACGAUGUUUUUAUCUAAUGAAAAAACUGCUGAUAGAUGUCUGCGUACUGAAGGUAUAAUGUCAUGGACUUAAAUAAAUGAAUUAAUUGUCGAGGCCACGUGGUAAAAGUUUAUGUAAAAAAUAAAAAAAAAAGUAACUCGUGCGGUCGAUUUUACCUCGAGGCAAUUAAUUAUAUUGCUUUUAUUAUUUAAUGACUCACUGUCGUAUCCAAACACACGGAAUAUUGACACUGUCUCGAGUUAUUCAAAAGCUUUUAUACUCGCACAUAUUUUAUUUCAAUUAUAAUAACUUUACAAUAAAUUAUUUAGUGAUUUAAAAAUAACUGAAAUUAUUUUUGUCUAAAGUAAGGUGACUAUGACUCAAGUUAUGGAGCUAUAGGAAAAUCUAACAAGCAUUUAAAUUAAUAAAGAUCAUCAGGAUAUAUGUGACGUAAUAACUGAUAAUCGAUGUCGACAGUUAAAUAUUUAUGGGACCUAUUAAAACGUCAUAGAGUAAUAGUUUAAUUGUAGAAAAAGAAAAGUAAAUAAAUAAAGUAACACUGCAACAAAUCAUUAACGAUCAUACGUAAUACGUCAUUGAAUGUAUUGACGUAGUAUUGAUAACGUCGCGGUGUAGCACCCGCGACGAUAAAAUUUGUUGGUAUUAAAUUUAAAGACAUAUAGUUUGAUAUAUAAAUGGACUUAUUGCCGUUUUGAAAUAAAUAGUUAUAACAAUGCUGCCAAAGAAAGAUGGUCAAUUAGAGCCAUUUUCGCUAGAAGAUAUGAUAUCUGAUUUACAAACAAGAAGACACUCUUUGGAUAGUGAUGAUGAUGUGGGAAAUCCACAUGAACUUCUUAAGCAACGUGAGAGAGAUCUUGUGCUUGCUGCUGAACUUGGAAAAGCAUUACUUGAAAGAAAUCAGGAACUUACGAGACAGAGUGAAGCCAUCGCUGAAGAAUAUGCAAAUAAACUUGAAUGUUUGGAACAAGAAAGGCAUUUACUACGUCGAAGACUUGAAGAAGCUAAAGGUGAGAGUGAAGCACGUGCUCUGGAAUUACAAUCAGACGUUGAGACAUUGAGAAGUCAACUAGAAGAACAAAGUGAACGUGCCAGACGAGCAGAACGUGAACAAGCAACUUUAGUUAGUGAAUUGACAGCUCAAAAUAUUCGGCUCGCGGAUCAAUUAAGAGAAGCAGCUAAAAGUGAAGAUCAAUUGGUCGCUGAAAUAAAAUUACUUAGAGAUAAAUGUACAUUACGAAAUACAACUCUUCAGGAUCACGUCAGUAGUCUUGAAAUCCUUCGAGAUGAGGUGCAAUUGGUUUCGGCACAAAGAACAGAGUUGGAAAGGCGAUCACUUGAGUUGCGAGAAGAGAGAGCCAGAGCUGUUGCAGCCCUGGAGGAAGCCGAGGAAAGGGCUGCGGCCUUGGAGAGACUCAGCCAUGAAGCGGAACACCGAGCGAAAGCAGCCGAGCGAGAGAGAGAUGAGCUAUCUGCGGCACUAGCGACGAUCGAAGUUGAAAGAAGAGGUAGGUCUGGAUCGAUACAGAAGCCACCGAGGUCGUUGCAGGCGGAAAUGGAGUGCGAGGUAAGCGGUAGCUCAAUGGGGGAGCAAGAGGACAUCAGGGCGGAAGUUGCGAGGGCGUGCAAACGACUACGAGAGCUUAACACGCACCUGCGACGGGGCGAGGACGACUCGGGACUGCAGAGUGACUGUGACGAGUCAAUGCCCGUCAUUGUCAGCGGUGUUGAGACCGAGGACUAUUGUUCUGGGGCACUUACCGAACUUGUUGAAGAGGUUUACAGUCUCGCCUUGACCGGACGGGGUGCGCCAGGAGAGUUGGGUCUUGCAGUAGAGUUGCAUCGUGUCACCGAGGAUUUGGAGCAUACAAAACAGCAGCUUAAGCAAGUUCAAGACGAGUUAAAGAGACGUGGUGAAGCUUUACUGGAUACGACAAGUAAAUUGAGUGUAUGUGAAGCUGAAUUACGAGGGGUAAGGGAAGAACGUGAUCGUGCUAGAGAUGACAUUGAGGACUCAGAGCUCAAUAGAGAUGAAGUUAUUGCUCAAGCAUAUGCAGUAAGAGAUCAAGCUGUUGCACGAAAAAAUAGAGCGGAAGUUGAAUUAGCGAGAACAAGAAUAGAUGUACUACAAGUUAACAGUCAGCUGAUGGAAGCGAUACAGCAGAAAAUCGAACUGAGUCAGCAGCUGGAGCAAUGGCAGAUGGAUAUGCAGGCUCUCAUAGACGAGCAUGUUAAAAGUAAACUUACCCCCUCUAGUGCUCAUAUAGGAAAUGGUAAUUCAAGUGAGAAUACAGACGUUACCGCUCCUGUAAGAAAAAAACGUAGUACAGGAAAUUCGAAAAAAAUGUUUGGACUAUUUUAGCAGACAAUUACAUUUUUUAUAAAAAAAAAUUAACAUUAAGACUUUACUAGAUUAUUUUAAUGGGAAAAAAUUUUUUUUUUUUAAUAAAAAUGUUAAGUAUUCAAUUUUUAUUUUAAAAAGAAACAUCAUUACGUUAUUAAUUUAUUUUUUUUUUUUAAUUAAAUAAACAAUUAAAGAUAAAAGUGAAUAGUGUAAUUAAUCAAUCAGAAAUUUAUUUUUUUUUUAAUUGAUCUCGUGUCAAUAUAUAUAUAUAUAGUCUCUGAUGAAUUUUUAUGUUUAUUAUUAAAUAUAAAUUUUUUAAAUAAAUAUAAUGUAAAUAUUGUAAGCUAAUAUAAAUAUAAUAAUUGUAUGUAUUAUUUAUUAAAAAAAUUUCGUAUUAUGUGUACUUAAAAAUUAAGAACUAUCAAAAUAGCUCAUUUAUAUGUGUAUAAGUAUUGAGUCUUUUUGUAAAAAAAAAAUAAUAAUAAUAAAAAUAAAAAAAAAAUAACCACCCUAGCAGUCCGAAUUACGGCAAAUUACCGAAAUUUACGGGUUUUAGGAGAAUUAUCGUAAAAUACAGUAUUUUACCGUAAAGCACAGUACAUGGAGAAAAAUGCAGGUCAAAAUUAAAUAAUAAUUACAAUCACAAUGAAAAUUUUACAAUCCAUAAAAAAAUUACGGUGAUUUGUUGAAAAUUAAUUUUUUAUUUCAAUUAUUGCUAUCUAGAUUGUAAUUUUCACUUAUCAUAAUAAUUACAAUACAACUUCGUUAAAUUUUUGCAUGGAAAAAAUCAAUAUUUACUUAUUCAUAUAAAAAUAGUUCAAUGUUACAAAAAGUAGAAAUUAUUAUUAGAAUUAUUAAAAGUUAAUACAUUAGUCGCAGUUUUUUUUUCGUAGUUGAUAAAUAUUACAUCUCUAAUGUAAUUCUACGUAGGCACUGUACAUUUUAGAAUGACGGUAAGACAAAUUGCUACUCCGGGAGAUAAUAUUACUAUUUGAGAUUGUAAAAAUUACUAUCUAGAUUGUAAAAAUUACUCGCCAGAAUACAUCUUUCACAAAGCGCGUUAACUAAUAUUUACUAAGUACAAUAGUAAAAAUUAUUGGUACAUUAUAAUUUUAUUUGUCGCUAGUAAAUUUUAUUUUGGAUGCAGUAAUUUUUAUAAUCAAUAGAAAUUAUUAUUCUAAAUAAUAUGUUGUAAUUUUUACUUUGAGUUUUGUACAAGUUUUGAUUUUUUUGAAUUUUUCAAGAUUAUUUCUCGGAUUGUAAUAUUUUUUUCAAAUUUAGUAAAAAUUACUUAAUUUUUUUCUCUAUGUAUUUUACAGUAAAAUGCCGUAAUUUACGGCAAAUUUUCAGUAAAUUAUGUUAUUUUGCUGUUAAAUACGGUAAUUUACCGUAAUUCGGAUCCGCUAGGGCAGUGAGAAAUAUAUUUUUUGUAAACUAGUAAAAAAUAUAAAUCAUAAAUGAUCCGUCCGAUUAUAAUUAUUAGACGUAUGUGUAAUAAAUUAAUGUAAAAUUUAUUGGAAUUUAAACGUCAAAAUUUAAAUAAGAAAAUAACUUAUUAAAAUGUUGGAAAAAAUAAAAUUAAAUAAACAAAAAAGUUUUUGUACUAAAUAUUGUUAAUUAGGUUUAAUUAAAAAAUAACUAAAAAAAAAUUCGUUGCAUUUUAAAUUUGCAUGAUAAAUUAAUA
This is a messenger RNA of Microplitis demolitor, 5254 nucleotides long. Its product is annotated as bicaudal D-related protein homolog. The transcript has 5 exons. Bases 1942 to 3588 code for a protein of 548 amino acids. Lineage: Eukaryota; Metazoa; Arthropoda; Insecta; Hymenoptera; Braconidae. The record is from RefSeq and is a predicted model, not a curated record.